This is a messenger RNA of Heterobasidion irregulare TC 32-1, 1757 nucleotides long. It is a transcript of the gene gh7.1, whose product is annotated as glycoside hydrolase family 7 protein. The record is from RefSeq and is a predicted model, not a curated record. NCBI's taxonomy places the organism in Eukaryota, Fungi, Basidiomycota, Agaricomycetes, Russulales, Bondarzewiaceae. Gene Ontology annotation, biological process: carbohydrate metabolic process. The coding region runs from base 19 to 1395 and encodes 458 amino acids. Gene Ontology annotation, molecular function: hydrolase activity, hydrolyzing O-glycosyl compounds. The transcript has 6 exons.
CCUCGACACUCUUCGACCAUGUACCGUUCGGCAGCUCUUCUCUCCUUCUCCCUCCUCGCUGUUGUCUACGGCCAGCAGGUCGGCACACAGACGGCGGAAAACCACCCCAAGCUCACCGUCUCGCAAUGCUCAGCGGGUGGCAGCUGCACGACCGAGUCUAGGUCUGUCGUUCUUGACUCGAACUGGCGCUGGCUCCACACCACGAGCGGCACCACGAACUGCUACACCGGCAAUACCUGGGACGCGUCUCUGUGUCCCGACCCGGUAACCUGCGCCCAGAACUGUGCGCUGGACGGCGCCGACUACUCAGGUACCUACGGUAUCUCGACCAGCGGCAACGCGCUUACCCUCAAGUUCGUGACGAACGGCCCCUACUCCACCAACAUCGGCUCACGCGUGUACUUGAUGUCGGCCGACGACACCAACUACGAGAUCUUCAAACUCAAGAACCAGGAGUUUGCCUUCGACGUAGACAUGUCCAACCUGCCAUGCGGCCUCAACGGCGCUUUGUACUUCGUCGAGAUGGACGCCGACGGUGGUCUCUCCAGGUUCCCCAACAACAAGGCCGGUUCCAAGUACGGAACCGGUUACUGCGACACGCAGUGCCCCCAGGACAUCAAGUUCAUCAAUGGCGAGGCCAACAUCCUCGGCUGGACCCCUUCGUCCUCCGACAGCAACGCCGGAACCGGCCAGUACGGCUCGUGCUGUAACGAGAUGGACGUUUGGGAGGCCAACAUCAACUCGGCGGCUGUCACCCCUCACGUCUGCAACGUCCAGGGCCAGACCCGCUGCUCCGGUACUCAGUGCGGCGACGGUGACGAGAGAUACGACGGCAUCUGCGACAAGGACGGCUGCGAUUUCAACUCGUUCCGCAUGGGCAACCAGACGUUCCUCGGCCCGGGCAAGACGGUCAACACCAACUCCAAGUUCACCGUCGUCACCCAGUUCCUCACCUCCGACAACACCACCACCGGCACGCUCCACGAGAUCCGCCGCCUGUACGUGCAGAACGGCAAGGUCAUCGCGAACUCGAAGACCAACAUCGCCGGAAUGAGCCAGUUCGACUCCAUCACGGACGACUUCUGCAACGCCCAGAAGACCGCGUUCGGCGACACCAACUCGUUCGAGAACCUCGGCGGUCUCAACGUCAUGGGUCAGGCCUUCGACAAGGGCGUCGUGCUGGUGAUGAGUGUCUGGGACGACCAUGAGGCGAACAUGUUGUGGCUCGACAGCGACUACCCCACCACCUCGUCCGCCUCCACCCCCGGUGUCGCUCGCGGCACAUGUGCCACCACGUCAGGCGUGCCCGCCAACGUCGAGUCGCAGAACCCCAACUCGUCGGUCGUGUUCUCUAACAUCAAGAUUGGCCCCAUCGGCUCGACAUACACCGCCUAGAGGCUGGAUUCCCUGAUUUUACGCAUGUCUCGUCUGUAGUUGAUCGUAUCGCUUGUUUCUGCUAUGUUUGUUUGUUGCAAUUUCAUCAUGGGCUCGCAUCAGUACAUAUCAUGAUCGCUCAUUUGUGACUACGUGCAAAAAUAAAAUGGUGUACCAUGCAUUCUGAUUGCCAAGAUUGUGAACUGUGUGAAUCAUGGAAAUGUUACCAACUAAUUGCCUCCUUAUUGUGUUGCUGACGCGAAGGGCUGAGCGCUGAUAGCUUACAGGACGAGAGUCUCGCAGUGAAGAGUGUCUCUUGUCGGUAUUUAUUGGGAUGUUCCACUUGAAUCGUUUCUACGAUAUACAACAUCGGAUUGUUCAUG